AUGGGGCCCGGUCUUCAUCACAAGCUUACGAAAAGGGAACUUCAGCACGUUUUCGGAGUUGAAGAAGUACAUGAGGUUCCAGAAUAUACACUUAUUAAAACUGAAAAGUUUCGUAAAGAAGAUGGAGGUCUUCGGAUACGAUUCUCAGCCUGGGGUGACGAGUAUGUGCUGGACUUAAAACCAAAUCAUCGGCUCAUCAGCCCACAUAUAGUGGCGGUCACUAGAAAUGGAUCUGAAGUGAUCGAGCGAAAAGGUCUUGACCUGGAUCACAGCUGCCAUUUCCAGGGCACUGUUUCGUCACAUAGUCGGGUACCAGUAGCCAUCUCUGAUUGUCGAUCUCUUAUGGGUACCUUAAUUAUGGACGAUCACUUCCUUAUCCUUCAAUCAGUACCGCAACGAGUUCGACACCACGAUGUGAGUCCUAAACAGUUCAUCAAUUCAGCCAGAGUGUUGUUCCAACCACAGUUUUCCACGAGCUUUCACUGCUGA
This is a messenger RNA of Cooperia oncophora, 489 nucleotides long. Lineage: Eukaryota; Metazoa; Nematoda; Chromadorea; Rhabditida; Trichostrongylidae. The record is from the annotation of a GenBank genome assembly.